AUGUUUCAGAUGGAACAUUUACACCUAGGGGAGAUCCUAGGAAAAGGCAGCUUUGGGCGUGUCUAUAGAGGCCAACGACACGGCCAAGCUGUGGCGGUAAAAAGGACUAUGUUGACUCACCAAGCCAUCCAGGAAGUCGACAUACUCAGGUCCCUAGAACAUCCAAAUAUACUAUCCCUGCAAGAGGCCAUCAUUGAGGCAGACUACCUUUUUAUGGUGAUGCCUCUGUGCGACGAGGACCUCAAUACCUUCCUGCGUCGAGAGGGUCCGAGAAACCAGCCGUCUCGGUUCUUCCGCGUGAUGCGGCAAUUAGCAGCAGCCGUGACGGAGUGUCAUCGUCGGCAGAUAGUGCACCGAGACAUCAAGCCCGCCAAUAUCUUACGCCGCCGCUGCCGAUUCCUGCUGGCAGAUUUUGGGUUGGUCGAAACGCUUACCACCGCCCAACCCCUGCUCACCGAGCCAGCAGGAACCAUGGUAUAUUGGGCACCGGAACAGCGAAGGCUGGAGCCGUAUGACACGUCUGUCGACCUGUGGGCGUUGGGGUUAGUGGCCGUAGAGGUGGCGACCGGCAUACCGUGCCGUCAGGGUGAGGAGGAACAGCAUUGGGCCUCAUCCCUGGACGAAAAAUACCGGGCGGAGAUGGAACGGUUGAGAUUCCCCGUCCGAUGGUUUAUCGAAGGUUUGCUGCAGGAUAACCCGUCCCACCGGAGACCUGCUGCACACCCAGCCACCCCCACUGAUUCCGGUGUCCACACUGAGGCCAGCACCGCUUCCACCAGCUGCUCCGUUAACGCCACCACCCCAACUGUCACCUGUCCCACAGGAACCGCCAGCACCAGGGAAGACACUGGUUUUACCAUCACGGCUAGCAUCCAAGAUCCAGGCUCAACCGAAUCCCCACUACCGUUAGACGGCUGCAACAUGAGCGACUCAGACUUCCUGGAACGACUUGACGAGUUCCUGGGCUUUGUCGAUCCAUUCAAAGACCAGGAACCGGAAUCUCCUCCUCGUCCCGUGCCGUUGCCGCUGGGAGGACUCAAAGCAUUUGGUCGCCCCAAACCGAACACCUCCACAGCUGUCACUGACCGUUCCCCAUCACCGUCCAGGAAGCAGGAACCACAACAGGCGGCUGUUCGAACUCAAAGGCAGAGUGCGAUAGAGAUAGACAUCCCAGCUGAAAAGAGAAACACUUGUAAGCAAGAUAAACGUUAUUUUAUAAACACGGAGAAGAUUUCCAAACAAACGAAUAGCCAUCAACCGGAUAAUCGUCAACAUGAAAUCCAUCGACAUAAUAUCCGUCCAGCUCAAGUAACAACCAAGAAAGACUUGCCAGCCAGAGUACGUACAGUUGGCACAAUGGGACCCAAUGUUUACUUGGAGCUUCGACCUGAUAUGUGUUGGAGAUGUGGCCAGGGGGAGCACAGUAGAACCCACUGCACCGGUAAUUCGAUUCUCUUCUGCAGCAGUUGCGGCCUGCUGGGUACACUAACUAGAAAUUGUCCUUGUCAUUCUCAUCACCGUCAAAGAGAGGCUGCCGUCCAGUGUGAUAUCCCCAGCGCAUCCACCCAAUCUGAACCACCCCGAAAGAAGUUGAACAGGUUCCGCAUGCCAGCCAGUAGGGAAUUAGCCCUCCGUGCCUGUCCAAGAUGUCGAGAACUCCGUGAAGCCAAGGACAAUAGCAAGGAGAAAUCACAUAAAUCUGAAGCCCGACGGAAACCAAUUCUGAAUUAG
This is a messenger RNA of Coccinella septempunctata (seven-spotted ladybird), 1731 nucleotides long. Its product is annotated as serine/threonine-protein kinase Sgk1-like. Bases 1 to 1731 code for a protein of 576 amino acids. Gene Ontology annotation, cellular component: cytoplasm; autophagosome. NCBI's taxonomy places the organism in Eukaryota, Metazoa, Arthropoda, Insecta, Coleoptera, Coccinellidae. Gene Ontology annotation, biological process: autophagy; peptidyl-serine phosphorylation; autophagosome organization. The record is from RefSeq and is a predicted model, not a curated record. Gene Ontology annotation, molecular function: ATP binding; protein serine/threonine kinase activity. The transcript is spliced from 4 exons.